UCUUUAGCAGCCUGUGGUCCUUGUUUACUGGUGGAACCUUGUGAGAUUUCCCACUUUCAAGUUAGCAUAUUGAGUGGUAUUUUCCUUGUUCAGUUUUUGUUUAGGCAAUCAUAUUGUUGAAAUAUCAUGGGUGAAGCUUCCCUUUGAUUUCUGGUUCCUACAAUCUUUACUCCUCCUCUUAAUGAUGCUCCCUGAGCCUUAGGAACAGGAGUUGUUUACUAUAUAUUGGGGCUUGACGCCCCACAAUCACUUGUUCUCUGAAUUUGAGUGUUUGUGGUUUUCUGCAAUGGUCUCUCUCUGUUGCAAAGAGAAGCUUUAUUUGGUGAGGGGUGAGAGCUACACUUAUUUGUCGUAAGUGGAAUUCACUUAGGAAUUGUACUGAUUUAGUCAAGUGGUAGUACUGCAUUCUCCUCUAGGAUGCAAGACCUCACUAGCCCCAGCUAAGUGCCUAGCUUUCAAGUACCUGGCAUGAUUUCCCUGCUGUUGAGUGGGCCUAAGUCUAAUUAGAGAGCUGUUGGUGGGGUUUCAGCAGCAGCGGUGGAACGUACGUGUUGGAGAGUUCCGAGGACGAAUUUUUAGACAAUAACAGAUUCUUGAACUGAGCCAUGAGUAUGGUUGGAAAUUGAAAGUGAACAGGAAGGGAAGUACACAUUUCUGUUUGCAGAAGUACAGUGGCUUCCACGAGAUGAGAUGUGGUCUGAAGGAUGGUGUGACUACAAGCGACUUCCAGGAAAUCAAGCGCAGGGACGGUAUGACUGCAAGCGACUUCCAGGACGACAAGCGCCUCAUUGGAGCCAUCCCAGUGAUGACAACCAUAGAUUAAUUAACGUUGUGCCAAAGAGAACGCCUCUGGGAGACAAGAGACCAUCUCUGCUAGCCAGACCCGAUGAAGGAGGCUACAGUAGAUACUAUUGUCACGUUGAUUACCAAAAAUGGGAUGAGGGCCGCUGUUUUUCUCAGAAUCCAAGAAGUGGCCCACCCUACAAAAGAGGCCCUUAUGGCUCCCGAUGGUCAAGAGAUGAGUAUGACACAAGCCGACAGCCUGAAUACAGGGCCAUAAGAAACGGCUUUAGAAGAAGACGUUUCUAUUCUUCCCAUUAUUCAAGACAACGAUCUCCCCAUGAACGGGGCGCUCCUUUUUUGAGAGAAUCACGUGUGGGCAGGAAGGACUCCCUACCCAGCAGAUUUGGCUCCAGUCUCAGCAGGAGAAGCAGGAUGCGCUCCUUCCAUCAGUCUCGGCUUAGAUGUAGAGAGAGAGCCAUCCAGUUUUUGAAAACAUCAAGAGAUACUGUGCCCUCAAGUUCUUCAUCCAAGGUGUUAAAAAGCCCGCGCCGGCUGACUGAGAAGGAACAGGCUGAUGCUGCAAGCAAGUGGGCUAAUGAAAAUCCCAAGAAGUCAGAAGAAAAUAACUUGGCUGAAAUUUCCGAGUUUGAGAUGGGAUCCAAGGCGCCAUUAUGUAUCAACCAGACAGAAGAACCCGAGUCAAACACAACACCUGGCCCGAAGGGAUCCAAGGCACCAUUAUGUAUCAACCAGACAGAAGAACCCGAGUCAAACACAACAGCUGGCCCGAAGGGAUCCAAGGCACCAUUAUGUAUCAACCAGACAGAAGAACCCGAGUCAAACACAACAGCUGGCCCAGAACUGUGUGAAGACAACCAGUUUAGCAGUCGUUCAAAAGCGAUUGCCUCAAAAAUCACAGAGAUUGAGAAGGUUUACCGACAAGUCUGUGAAACUUUCGGGAUGGUGGUGGAAAGGCUGGUUGAAAAGGAUCGUUCGUUAGAAAAACCUAUACAGUUUGCAAUGAAGCAGAGUUUGCAUGAAAUAGGUGAGCAACAUGUUGAAGAACUCAAGCAUUUCAUUAUGGAGUAUGAUAAUUCUACUCCAGAUUUUGGAGGCCCUUUUUAGAAGAAUUAGGGCUCAGUUCAAACAAAUUUUUAAAGCUUCUAGACUUUUCCCUUUGGAAUUUUUAAAUCCUUACUAUUUUGUGAUGAAGAGAAGUACUUUAUGAUAACUGACCACAUUGCUAGUAUCAAAUAAACAUCUACAAUAGCUUUUAAAGUC
Messenger RNA from Peromyscus californicus insignis, 2064 nucleotides. RefSeq names its product periphilin-1-like. The coding region runs from base 691 to 1908 and encodes 405 amino acids. The transcript has a single exon. The record is from RefSeq and is a predicted model, not a curated record. Gene Ontology annotation, cellular component: nucleoplasm. Gene Ontology annotation, biological process: negative regulation of DNA-templated transcription; protein localization to heterochromatin; negative regulation of gene expression, epigenetic. Lineage: Eukaryota; Metazoa; Chordata; Mammalia; Rodentia; Cricetidae.